Molecule: messenger RNA, 2239 nt
Organism: Electrophorus electricus (electric eel)
Lineage: Eukaryota; Metazoa; Chordata; Actinopteri; Gymnotiformes; Gymnotidae
Product: LETM1 domain-containing protein 1-like
Biological process (GO): intracellular monoatomic cation homeostasis
Cellular component (GO): mitochondrial inner membrane
Molecular function (GO): ribosome binding
Source: RefSeq, a predicted model, not a curated record
GAAGCUCUUCACAAGGCAUCGUCUGCCCAUCACUAAUUUCUGGCUUUUCAUAAGCAAUAGCUGUUUUGCAGGCACUUGAUAGAAGAGUUUGCGCAACACAGGUUGAAAUUUGUGUUGCUCGAACAUCUGCAAGGAUUUUAACUCGAAUAUGCACUUUUGCACCGUCAAACGUCAGUGAAGGGUUUUAAUAUUUGUGCUCAUUUAUCAUGCUUCGACUCUGUAAGCACGCUGUUUUUAUGUAUGGAAGAUGGACCAACUUCACAUUAAGGAUAUUUUCCACUAGCUGUUACUCAACGUCUCCAGCUAGGCUGGGUAUACUGAAGAGAGUAACUGAGAAGUAUGAGCGAGUAUUGGAACAACGAUUCCCUCGGUUUUACGUCUUAUACCACACCCUAAUGAGAGGAUUUCAGCUCCUAUUUGAAGAUGUAAAAGAAAUUAGAAGGAUACGGAGGAACAUCUGUAGGAACAGCAUCCAUUACAGACAGCUCCCAUACCGAGAAAUGGAGAGGCUAAUUUUGUUUCGAAGGGACAUGAUAAAAGCCAUUCCACUUGCUGUGAUCUCUUUGCCUCCAUUUGGCAUUUGUUUGGUGUUCAUCCUAAUGUGCCUUUUUCCACGGCAGCUGCUGUUUCAACACUUCUGGUCUCCACAGCAGCAAAGGAAGUUCCAGAUGAUUUCCCAUCUAAAGCGCUCUGAACACCAGGCACAGAUUCUGAGAAACAUUGCCAGCACAGCUCCACAUGUCAGCAACUGGUCCCAACGUACUUUGCUCCAGAACCUGUGUGCCAAGGUUCAGAGUGGGGCACACCCAGAUGUUUCUGAACUCCAUGCUGUACGUGAGGUCUUCUCUGGUCCUCUGCUGAGAAUGCAGUCAUUAAAACCAAGUCACUUGAGAUCACUGGGCUCUCAGACCCCUAGAAUUGUGUGGUUGCCCAGUUUCCUGGUGCGCAGGCGUCUCACCAAGGAGGCCCUGGACCUGCUGUAUCUGGACAGUGCUUUAAACUGUCUAGGCCUAAAACAGCUAACUGAUGAAGAAAUGAGACGGGCCUGUGAUUUUCGAGGGCUGUAUUCCAGUCAUCUUAGUUCCAGCCAGUGUAGAGAGUGGCUUCAUCAGUGGUUGCAGUUCUCAUCACAAGUCAACAAAUCAGAAAUUUCACUGUUGCUGCACAGCAUAACAGUGCUCACUCUCAACUACCCUGAGUCCCAAAGUAAAUGAAAAAUUGCUGCUCAACAAUCAGAUCACCUUCCUCCUGUUUGCAGAAGGGUUUCAUUUAAAUAAUUGAUUCACUUCUGCUAUAGUUUACACACCAGACACACUUCCUUUUUACAUUCCAUUAGUGAAUGCAUUUAAAUUUUGUUUUAUCUGCAUUAUGGACCAAAUCCUAAACUUACCAGUUAUGAUCAGUAAUAAUCUCUUGAAUAUUUAUUUUUUGUUUCCAUUAUGUUUGAAAGGACUGUGAAAAUGUUAAAUCACUCUUGCACAUAUGAACCGUAUGCGUGCACAGUAGCUGUAGCUUAAAAAGCUACUUGUGCAAGCUGUCUCAAGUAAUUCACUGCCGUUUUCUUUAUUAAAGCCAAGUCUAUCAAGGACAUAUAAUGUGUGGGUCUUUGUAUUUAGAAAUGGACUAAAAGUAGGAACAUCAAAUAUUUUAUGUACAGCCAUUUUCUAAGAUAUACAUGUUUCCAUGUAUCUGUUUACUAAUGUUCUUAGUUCAAACCUAAAUUGUGUGUGUGUGUGUGUGUUUAAAUGCUCAAUAUCCUUGCAAUUGGACUUUUUUAAAUCAUACGUGUAUUUUAAUAUUUCAUUAUUCGGUUGUACAUAGUUCUUUGCCACAAAUCUGUUUACUUCUGGUUCUUUAAAAAAAAGAGCUUGCUGUCUCUCAUUGCAUAGCUGCUUUCCUUGUUCAGACGAUGAUUUAAUUACUGUUUGACAUAUUACCAUUUUUAGUUAUUCUCAGAUUACUUCUGUUUAAGGUCUUUUGAUUAGUUAUUUUUAUGUUAAACUGUUCAAAUUUUAAUAUGCAUGUUCGAGUUAAUUGGAAUAGUAUUAUUAUCUAGUCCGGAUAUGUUGUGUGCUAAUUAAAUAAAUGUAUGCCGUAAGGGGUUAGAAAAGGUCAAUUACUAAUCUUGUCAGUAAUCCUCUGAUUAAAUUGGACCGUAAUGAUACAGUUGUACAAAAAUUUAUAGCUACUUGUUUUUUAAUUUAGAUAACAGCAUAAGUAAAUAUCCUACACCUACGUU